AGAAGAGCGAAAAUGGCACCUGAACCGAAGAGGAGGAAAGUUGAUGGUGUCGCAUCUCGCAGGACUGCCUCUUCACAAGCUGAAAAGAAAGACGCAGUUGAAACAUCUAUGAAUAGAUCACCAGUUUAUGUGGCUCAAACGAGUGGUUCUCAUCUUAAAAUUCAGCAAGCUAGGAAUCAUGCAGUAGCACAGGCACAGCAAGAGUGUUGUACAGGAAAUUUCAGAAUCUUUGACUCUCCCUAUGGGAAUUUUCUGGUGCCAGUAAUUCCAACUCGUGCUGAACUUGGCGGAUAGUUUCAUGCCUUCAGCUGAUUUUACUCAAAGUAAGUUGUAAAUUGAAUAUGAUUUUGUACACUAGCAUUUAUACAUGCAUCAAGAUGGGCAAGGUUUAUGCAUGAAGAUCUAACCUGGAAAACUUGGACUGCCAUUGAUUCUGGCCAUGGAUUCCAAAUCCCAGGCUAUGGAGAUCUAGUUUUAAAAUCUUCCUAUUGUAGUGCCUGUCAUGCAAGGCCAGAUAUAAGUCGAGUUUAGCUUCUCUAAAUUCGACUCAAUCCAAAAAGCUCUGACCUAAAUUCAGCUGAGGAUUUAAGGGCUCGGGCUCAAAUUCAUCAGAAUAAUGUUGUGCACCCAGGCCAAGGUUGGCCAGAAGAAAUCAUCUGUGAUAUGUGUUUGUGCAUACAGAAAAUCUAGUUGGGAUGAUUGAGCAUAACACUCAUUUUCUAUAUCCAUCCUUUGUCCUCCUCUUCUUUGAUCUUAGUAAAAAAGUUCUUAAACAUAAAGAGGUUUUGAAAACUUAUCUGUGUGCUUCUAAUUAGAAAAACUUUACUCAUGUUAAGGAAGGAAAAAAAAAAACAGAUCCCUCCCCCAAUUUUUCUUCCGCUCUCGCUAUUUUCCACCUAAGAUCUUUGAGAAAGGAUUUACCCCAACUUAAUUCCUAGAUCCAUACCUGUCCAGGUGACAGCCCAAGUAAAAGCCUUCUCUUCAAACUUCUUCCUUUCUUUCUAGCUUAGCAGCUGAUAAACACACAAAAAACAUGGAGUACAUGUUACCAUAUGUUCUAUAGUAACGUAGCUCAAAAGGCUAUAUAGGCAGAGGAAAUUUUCAGUGCUCACCAAUCACCACAUGCAAGUAGGUGCACAUCACCUAUAAAAUGUUGUACGUAUUCAAUCAAUUGUUAUCAGUUGUAAAAGUGUCAGAUUUUUUUUUGAAAUAAUUAAUGUGUGUUUGACAAGCGAGAGUUGUAACAAUUUUUCAUUAUGAGCACCACUUGACCCUUGCCAUGUAGUGUACCUAUAAGCACUAAAUAUUUGUUUCUACCACAGUUUGAGAUAACACUGAAAGCUGAAAGCGAACUUGCCUGCCUCCCACACACCUGGUUUCAUUUUUCUUCAAAGCAGAUUCUUAUUUGGUACAUGAGACAGGAACCUAUGGGACCGCUCUUUGGUUCCAAAUGGAACCCAUGUUCUUUUGUUUUUUUGGUUCAACAGUCAGGAGUGUUCGGAUUUACGUGUACUUCAACUAAUCUUUUCCUCGAUCUAGUCAAAGGUAGGUCAUCUACGUCAGGACUAGGGUAUUCAUGAGAUAUAAAUUUUUUAUGAUCUGAUCUCAAGAGAUUGACAAGAUUUGAAUUCAAGACGUCUGUGAGCUACCCAUUGAGGUUCAUGGAACCCAUGUUCAACCGUUGGAAGUAAUGACAAGUUGCUUAUGCAUGUGGAAGCCACAUUCAUUUUUGGGUUCAUAUGCUUUUGGUUAGGUCAGAUUGGACCUAACUUUGCUUAUAAACAUUGCUCUAAAUCAGCGGCUGAUCCAAUUGUAGGGCCGGUUUUGUGGAGCUUCAAGUUGUCAGCUUCUAGCUUUUCAGUUUCACUAAGGUGUCAAUUCAUUCUUUGUGAAAUGUGUUUAUUGUGUAAUGUCGUGUCAUUUUAAAUUAAGUAUUAUGAUAUAAUCAUGUUUUUGUAUAUAUAAUGGACUAGAAAUUUGAGGACUAAUACUAUCUUUUCU
This is a messenger RNA of Ilex paraguariensis (yerba mate), 2001 nucleotides long. NCBI's taxonomy places the organism in Eukaryota, Viridiplantae, Streptophyta, Magnoliopsida, Aquifoliales, Aquifoliaceae. The record is from the annotation of a GenBank genome assembly.